Aspergillus caelatus is the source of this 2475-nucleotide messenger RNA. RefSeq names its product H3 histone acetyltransferase RTT109. Gene Ontology annotation, cellular component: nucleus. The transcript is spliced from 8 exons. Lineage: Eukaryota; Fungi; Ascomycota; Eurotiomycetes; Eurotiales; Aspergillaceae. Bases 1 to 2475 code for a protein of 824 amino acids. Gene Ontology annotation, biological process: DNA damage response. Gene Ontology annotation, molecular function: histone H3K56 acetyltransferase activity. The record is from RefSeq and is a predicted model, not a curated record.
AUGAUUUUUUACCAGCCCUUCUUUGUCGCAGCAUCUGCAGCUCUCCUAUCCCCAGGACUGGCUGCUGGAUUUUCGACUGAGCUUCAGAGUGUACUGAAGAACACACAUGGUGGCAAUGAAUAUGGAUACCCUACCGAUUUUACCAGGGGUAUAAUGCCUAUACCAGUCCACUCUCACAAUGAUUACUGGAGAGAUAUUCCCUUCUACACUGGUAUCUCCAAGGGCUGUGUUUCAACAGAAGCCGAUGUGUGGCUUUAUAACGGUACACUUUACGUCGGGCAUGAUGAAUCCUCCUUGACUGAGGAGCGAACUUUCGAGUCCCUCUACGUCAAUCCAAUGUUAGAUGUGCUAAAGCGCCAAAACCCCCAAACUCGAUUUGUGACUUCACCCACGAAAAACGGCGUCUUUGACACUACUACUUCGCAAACCCUUUACUUUUUCGUCGAUGUAAAAACGUCAGGACCUGAAACAUUUGAAGCUGUUAUAUCUGCGUUAGAGCCACUCCGCAAAGAGGGCUAUCUGACGUCGUUGAAAGACAACAAGACGGUGACAAGUGGUCCCGUAACCGUCAUCGGGACAGGCAACACGCCUCUUGAUAUGGUUGGACCGGUUGCUAAUCGCGACUACUUCUUCGAUGCUCAUCUAGAUGCGCUAGAGGAAAAUCCUGAGAUCACGUCCUUGAUCUCUCCUAUUGCAUCUACUAGCUUCCAAGAGGCAGUGGGCUCAGUCGCAUAUAGUGAGGAUAAUGCUGUUCUGAGUGACGAGCAGCUGGCUACCCUUCGGUCCCAGAUUAGUACUGCAAAGGAAAGGGGAAUUGACUCGAUGUCUAAGGUCGAUGUUGAUCUGGGGGAUCUCUUGGCUAAGGUGCUCCCCACCGGUGUCAAGGUCACCAUUCGCCAUAUCUCGUCAGCUCCUACCCCAUGCACAGCGCUCUUCGCGCCUCCUCCAGGGGAAGAGCCCGAGUCGACAUUUUGUGAAAACCAUUUUCUGACGGUCUCCGUGAAUGCCGACGAGCAUGAUGGAUCCGAGAUCAUCGUCUUUGGAAUCGAAGUUCUGGUCUACAGCACAGCGCAUUUAACGACUGUUUUCGUCUCCAAGGCCGAUUCUACUGGAUUCCUGCACUUACUGAAAAAUGCACCGAAAGUUUCGCUCAUCAGGCGCAUCUCUAACGGCUUCCUAUCUUUCCUGGUGCAGACACAUCAACGGCCGGGUGUUCGGCUAGUGGUGUCCUUGUUCGCACGGGCUCAGAACCAGUAUCUGUUCCCUGGCAGCAUUGAAAAUUCGGGAAAGCAUGUUCUCGACGAUAGGGGUCUGAUCAAAUGGUGGUGUCGCGCUGUCGAUCCCAUAUUACGCGAGUAUGAGCCGGAAUCAGGAUCCCACGAGAAAGGUCUCCUUGACCGUGCCAUGGAAUCCGCUAAAAGUUCCGCAACAGCAUUCCUGAUUGUCCCAGGAUGUGACAAGUUUGAAACUCGAGGCUUCUUCCCUGGCACCGCAAAAUCAGAUGAUAAAGGACGCCCCAGGUGGCUGAACAGCUACCCGCUUCAUCAGCUGUGCGACAACACCAACGCGCCUCCACGCUGCUUGAUUCCUCGUUUUCCAGAUGAUCCGAAAACGCGCUUCCUAGUUGACUUGGACGAUGAGCUCCCGCAACAAUCGGAGGCCGGGGGCUCAAAGGAAGGCGCUGGGCAAUGGAGGAGUGUCAAAUCUCUGGACCAGUUCUGGGAGAUGAUGUCUUUCCGGCAGGAGUGUUCUGCUGGGCGACUGGUCGGAUUCUUGUGGCUUGUUAUUAACCCUCCAGGACUUGUCAAUUCGGUUCAAAUGACAAGCUCCAGACCUGUUUUUAAAGAGAAAGCAGAGGAUUCCUCGCCAAUGACCGUCCCUACAUCAGACCAGAUGGAUUCAAACCCCAUUCGGACAGAAGAGUCUGGUUCUACUGAUUCCCAGUCUUCAGACGCUGCCAAAGAUUCUACAGCAGAGACAACCUUAUCUUCUGAGACCCAUCCCAAAACACAGCCGAUCACAGACCUGAACGCGUUUCACUGGCCAGAAGCAGGCCGGGGUCAUGCUGUUAUGAGCGAAGAAGAUUACAAAACCGCGAUCAAUUUUUUACUUGAGCAAGACUUCUACAACCUAAAGGUUUCUAUAGCCAGCACUAUGGCAUGGAGUGAGAAAGUUGCAUCCAUCGUGGACCAGCUUUGGGUCGGUCAGCAAGUCACAGGAAGGAAUACGUCUGGAGAAUCUGCCGAUAAACCCGCUCCAACGACAAACAUCAUCAACACUGGAUUGGUUCGAAAGCGAAAGAAAGAUGACCAGAGCCAAGCGACGACAGCAACAACAGCACAGAAUGAAGGGCGCGAGGGGAGUGAUACAGUCUCAGGUGCAGUGACAGCAGAGACUAGUGCAACAAGGAUGAAUGAAUCCUCUGGAAUCAAUGUGCUUCAAGCAAACUUGAUCCGGAAGAAGAAGAAGGCUUAG